This is a messenger RNA of Pseudopodoces humilis (Tibetan ground-tit), 2028 nucleotides long. Lineage: Eukaryota; Metazoa; Chordata; Aves; Passeriformes; Paridae. The record is from RefSeq and is a predicted model, not a curated record.
GCACCGUCCGGGACCCUCCGGGACACUCGGGUCGCUCCAGCCCCGCUGUCCCUGGCACCUGGCACAGGGAUCCCCGUGGGAAGCGGCGAUGUCAGACAAAGGCGGCAGCAUGGACGGCAGGACGGACAUCGUCAACGGCAGCCUGUCCAGCAGCCCCGAGGACAUGUCUGCCGAGGAGGGCCGCGAGACGUCCUCGGGGAUCGAGGUGGAGGCGUCCGACCUGAGCCUGAGCCUGACGGGCGACGACGCCGGGGCCGCGCGCAGCCGCGCCAGCGACAGCGACAGCUCCGGCGACAAGGACAGCGACAGCCUGGACGACACCGGCCACUACUCCAUCCCCGAGGAGCCGCGGCAGGACGAGGACGAAGACGAGGAUGAGGACGAGGAGGAGGAACCGCGGGCCCGGCGCAGGGGGCCCCGCAAGCGGCCGCCUCACGAGCGCGACUCGUCGGACGAGGAGCAGGCGCUGGAGGACUGGGUGGCCUCGGAGACGUGGGCGCUGCCUCGGCCGCGUUGGAGAGCGAUCCCGGCGCUGCGGCAGCGCCAGUUGGGCGGCUGCUCCCGUUUCGUGGCUCAGGCCUGCGGGGCCCGGCUGUUCGUGCAGAAAUUCCGGCUGCAGCACGGCCUGGAAGGGCACACGGGCUGCGUGAACACGCUGCAUUUCAACCAGCGCGGAACCCGCCUGGCCAGCGGCAGCGACGACCUCAAGGUGCUGGUGUGGGACUGGCUGAGGCGCCGGCCCGUGCUGCAGUUCGACAGCGGGCACAAGAGCAACGUCUUCCAGGCCAAAUUCCUUCCCAACAGUGGCGACUCCACGCUGGCCAUGUGUGCCCGGGAUGGGCAGGUGCGCGUGGCCGAGCUCUCGGCCACUCAGUGCUGCCGCAGCACCAAGCGCGUGGCCCAGCACAAGGGAGCCUCCCACAAGCUGGCGCUGGAGCCGGACUCGCCCUGCACGUUCCUGUCUGCAGGAGAGGACGCCGUGGUCUUCACCAUCGACCUGCGGCAGGACCGGCCCGCCUCGAAAUUGGUGGUGACGAAGGAGAAGGAGAAGAAGGUCGGGCUCUACACCAUCUUCGUCAACCCCGCCAACACCUCCCAGUUCGCCGUGGGCGGCCGCGACCAGUUCGUGAGGAUUUAUGAUCAGAGGAAAAUCGAUGAGAACGAGAACAACGGAGUCCUGAAGAAGUUCUGCCCCCACCACCUGGUGAACAGCGAGUCCAAAGCCAACAUCACCUGCCUGGUCUACAGCCACGACGGCUCAGAGCUGCUGGCCUCCUACAACGACGAGGACAUUUACCUGUUCGACUCGGCGCACAGCGACGGUGCUCAGUACAGCCGGCGCUACAAGGGGCACCGCAACAACGCCACAGUGAAAGGUGUGAAUUUCUACGGCCCCAAGAGCGAGUUCGUGGUGAGCGGCAGCGACUGCGGCCACAUUUUCCUCUGGGAAAAAUCCUCCUGCCAGAUCGUGCAGUUCAUGGAAGGCGACAAAGGCGGAGUGGUGAACUGCCUGGAGCCGCACCCUCACCUGCCGGUGCUGGCCACCAGUGGGCUGGACCACGACGUCAAGAUCUGGGCUCCCACCGCCGAGGCUCCCACCGAGCUCCGGGGCCUCAAGGAGGUGAUCAAGAAGAACAAGGUGGAGCGGGACGAGGACAGCCUGCACCACACGGACAUGUUCGACAGCCACAUGCUCUGGUUCCUCAUGCACCACCUGCGCCAGCGCCGCCACCACCGGCACCGCCGGGAGCCGGGGGCCGAUUCCCCCUCGGACGAUUCCGGGAGCUCCUCGGACACUUCGGACGAUGAGGAGGAGGGGCCGGACCGGGUGCAGUGCAUGCCCUCGUGAGCCCCAAAAAACACCCCCAAAACCCCCCAAAACCCCCCAAAAACCCCAACCUGGGGGGGCCCCACCCCACUAACACUUGGAGCUUUCUACUGCCCUCGUUCAGCCCCCCCAGAUUCCUGGUUUUCCCCUUUUUUUGGGGGUCCCCUUCCCCUUUUUUCCCUUAUUUCCCCAUUUUUUCC